AUCGUUUGGUUGAGUUUUGUGUUUGACAUGUUUGAAGAACCAAGAAUCAUAAACCUUGAAAUCGUUGUUAAAACUUGGAACUAAUGGUACCAAAAUGAUCUAUGAACCUUAGAGAACAUUUCUAUAUACUUUAAUUGAAAUUUGGUGACUAAAAUUGACAUUUUCGAAAGUUGGCUCGAGGAAUGACAUUAUACAAUGUCAAGGUUGACAUUAUCAAUCUAAUUUGUUUAGCAUUAUGCAUUCGCAUCGUGAACGCAUCCUCGAAGGCGUCGGCCUCGAGGACAGCAUUGCAGUCAACGACACCUGUCUCACCGUCACGGAAUUCGACACUGGAUCGUCCGGAUUCUCGGUUGGCGUGGCUCCGGAGACCCUGCGGAAGACCUCCCUAGGAAAGCUGGAACGCGGAUCUCGAGUCAAUUUGGAGAGGGCUUUGACGCUGAGCACUGGGAUGGGAGGUCACUUUGUGCAGGGACAUGUAGACGAGACUGGAGAAAUCGUAGGGUUCGAAUCUGAAGGGGACUCGUUGUGGGUGAUGGUGAAGACGAUGAAGGAGCUUCUGAGGUAUAUUGUCCCCAAAGGGUUCAUUGCCGUGGAUGGGGUUAGGACAUUUUCUUGGAUCUGUGGAGAAGAACUCCAUUGGGGGUCACUGUGCAUCCACAGAGCUUUGGUUGAUGCCUUGAAUAUAUUCUUAGCAUGUGUCUACUUUCUGGCCUUGCUUGGAUGUCCUACAAUGAGGAUUAACAUUAGAGAAUCCAGAAGGUCCACUUUCCAUUUUGUGGUAUCCCUUUGCUGUGCCCUUACUAGUGUUGUGUAUCUCGGUGCCACUCUUCGCAAACUUAACACCAAAAGUCAUGAUUUCCGUUCGCUAAGUUGGUUUCCGUACUUCAUAAAAGGAGUGAUUUGGAUUGUCUUUACCUUCUCCUUGCUUGUUCAAGGAUCAAAAGUGGUCAAGUUUUUCGUAUCUAGUUGGUGGGUUGUUUCCUUUCUGUUGAUUUCUUCACUGAACAUUGAACUUUUGGUCAGAACCCGCACCAUCGAAAUUAUGGAAGUUAUAGCGUGGAUCCUUACCUUAUUUCUUCUAUUUUCCGCUUUGACUAACUUCCGUCUUCUCAUUCUUUCUCAACCAGUUUCUGUCAAGACUUUACCUGAACCUCUAUUAGUUGUUGAACAAUGUGAUAGUGGGAAGCAUGCUAGUUUCUUUAGCAAAUUGUCAUUUUCUUGGAUGAACCAUUUGCUCCAGUUAGGCAAGUCAAAAAUUUUACUUCUUGAAGACAUUCCAUGUUUAGAAUCAGAAGAUGAAGCAAAGUUGAACUAUGAUAAACUGUGUCAUGAGUGGGAAAAUAGCUCCAAAGGUUCAUCAAACUUGAUUCUAAAAGCUAUAUCAAAAAGAUACCGGAAAGAAAUCAUGCUCGGGGGAGUCUAUGCACUUCUUAGGAUGACUGCUGUUGCAAUUUCUCCACUUCUGCUAUAUGCAUUCGUAUCUUAUUCAAAUCUUGAGAGUAAAGGACUCUCCAAAGCUCUUCUUCUAGUUGGGUGCUUGGUUCUUGAUAAGGUUCUCGACACUCUGCCCAACCGACAUUUCUAUUUCUACUCCAAGAGGGUCGGUAUGAAAAUCAGAUCAGCUCUAAUGGCAGCAGUUUUUCAGAAACAGCUCAAGCUUUCAAACCGAGGCAAGCAAAGGCAUUCAACAGGAGAGAUUGUGAAUUAUAUUGCAAUCGACGCAUAUCGGAUGGGGGAAUGUGUAAUGUGGUUUCACAUUGGUUGGAUUUCUGUUAUGCAAAUCUUCCUGUCUGUUGCGGUGCUCUUUUGGGUGGUUGGUAGUGGUGCCCUUCUCGGUUUAGCCCCUCUUGCUAUCUUUGGAGUUCUUAAUGUGCCAUAUGCAAAGAUAAUCCAAAAGUGUCAGUUUGAAUUCAUGAUGGGCCAAGACAAGAGAUUAAGGUGCAUGUCUGAGAUCUUGAACAGUAUGAAGAUCAUCAAGCUACAAUCGUGGGAAGAAAAUUUUAAGAAGACAGUUGAAUCCUAUAGAGAUAUCGAAUUCAAAUGGCUAACGAAAGCUCAAUUGUUCAAGACAGUGAGUACCUUCCUGUACUGGGUAUCUCCCACAAUCAUCUCAUCUGUUGUACUCUUAGGGUGUGUGCUCUUAAACAGUGCUCCAUUUGAUGCUGCCACAGUGUUCACUGUCUUGGCAGUAUUAAGGGUCAUGUCUGAACCCGUUACGCUGUUACCAGAUGCUCUUUCUGUCAUAAUUCAGUCUAAAGUUUCCCUUGAUAGAAUAAAUUCUUUCCUGUUAGAAGAUGAGAUUAAAAGAGAGGAUGUUAGACGAUCUCCGGUUGGACACUCAGAAAAUAUUGUCAGUGUAGUGAAUGGCUGCUUCAGCUGGGAAUCAGAGCUUUUACUUAGAAACAUAAAUGUUCAACUGAGACGGGGUCAGAAAACUGCAGUCUGUGGAGCUGUUGGAGCAGGAAAGUCAUCACUUCUCUAUGCCAUACUUGGAGAAAUACCUAAAGUUUCAGGAACUGUGAACGUGUUUGGCUCAAUUGCUUAUGUGUCACAAGCUUGCUGGAUCCAGAGUGGAACGGUCCGUGAUAACAUACUGUUUGGGAAGUCAAUGGACAAAGGCAGAUAUGAAGAGGCAAUAAGAGUGUGUGCUCUAGACAAAGACAUCGAUAGCUUCAGCUAUGGUGACUUGACAGAGAUAGGGCAGAGAGGGCUGAAUAUGAGUGGGGGACAGAAGCAGAGAAUUCAGUUGGCUCGAGCAGUUUACAGUGAUGCAGACAUUUAUCUUCUAGAUGACCCUUUCAGUGCUGUUGAUGCACAUACUGCUUCAUCUCUUUUCCAUGAAUGUGUUAUCAGUGCAUUGAAGACGAAAACUGUCAUUCUUGUUACUCACCAAGUAGAAUUUCUCUCUGCUGUUGAUCACAUUCUGGUACUGGAAGAAGGAGAAAUCGGUCAAUCAGGAAGCUACAAUGAGCUGCUGAUGAAGGGGAAGCGCUUCGAACAGCUCGUGAAUGCUCACGAAAGUGCAGUAAAUGCAUUUGAUCCACCGAAGAAAAAGAUUGAUCAUAGACCUCAGAUUGAUCAUGGGGGUGGAGGGCAUGAAGAGGUCAAAAUGGACCAAUUAGAAAAUGAAGAAAAUGGUCAGAUUUCAUUGAAGAAAGGGGCUCUUCAGCUAACAGAAAAUGAGGAGAGGGAGACGAAUGAAUCUAUGUGGAAGAUAAUCAUGGAUUACGUUUUGGUUUCCAAAGGAUCCCUUUUCUUGAUACUAAGCAUUGUAGGUCAGACCGGUUUUAUGGUUUUGCAGGCUGCAGCAAGCUACUGGCUAGCAAUGUCCAUUCAAAGCCCCAACAUCAGUCAUCUAAUGAUCAUUGGAGUUUUUACUUUGAUUUCUCUGCUAAGUACACUCUUUGUGUAUCUCAGAUCCCUAUUUGCUGCUUUCCUCGGACUCAAAGCCUCAAAAGUUUUUUUCUCUGGUUUUUUAGACUCCGUUUUCAAGGCUCCCAUCCUUUUCUUCGACUCUACCCCCGUUGGACGGAUACUAACUCGUGCUUCUUCAGACCUGAGUGUAUUGGACUUUGACAUCCCUUUGACAUAUGCCUAUCUAAUGUCUGGUGUAAUAGAGUUGGUUGCCACAAUUUGUAUUAUGGCCUUCGUCACAUGGCAGGUUCUCAUUGUAGGCAUCAUAGCUACUGUUGCCUCCAAAUAUGUCCAGGAAUACUAUCAACCCACGGCAAGGGAACUGAUGCGGAGCAACGGGACAACAAAGGCUCCACUAAUGAGUUAUGCAACCGAGACGUCACUUGGGGUUGUCACAAUAAGGGCAUUUGAUAUGGUAGACAUGUUUUUUCACAACUAUCUGAAACUAAUUGAUGCAGACGCAAAAGUCUUUUUCAGUUCAAAUGGAGCUAUGGAGUGGCUAAUUUUGAGAACAGAAAUGCUCCAAAAUUUCACCCUUUUUUUUGCUGCUUUCUUCCUAAUCGUAGUUCCAUCACGUUCUCUCACUUCAGGUCUCGUGGGGUUCUCUUUUUCAUUUGCCUUGUUACUAACAACCACUCAAGUGUAUUUAAGCCGGUGGUAUAGCAACUUAGCUAACUAUGUUAUCUCAGCUGAAAGGAUAAAACAAUUUAUGCAUCUAACUCCGGAGCUACCAGCUGUGGUGGAAAAUAACAGGCCAAACUCUUCUUGGCCUUCCAUGGGUAGAAUAGAAUUUCUAGACCUGAAGAUAAGAUACCGUGUAAAUGCUCCAUUAGUCCUCAAAGGAAUAACAUGCACCUUCAAUGAAGGGACAAGAGUAGGAGUUGUGGGGAGGACAGGAAGCGGGAAAACGACACUGAUCAGUGCAUUGUUUCGCCUAGUGGAGCCUUACAGUGGGAAAAUCAUUGUAGAUGGUCUUGAUAUCUGCUCCAUAGGCCUCAAAGAUUUGAGGCUAAAACUCAGUAUCAUCCCACAAGAACCUACUCUUUUCAGAGGGAGUGUUCGAUCAAAUUUGGACCCUUUAGGACUUUACUCUGAUGAUCAAAUUUGGAAGGCUCUGGAGAAAUGCCAGCUCAAGGAUACCAUUAGCAGACUUCCACACCGGCUAGAUUCCUCAGUGAGUGAUGAGGGUGACAACUGGAGCAUGGGACAACGCCAACUGUUCUGCCUCGGAAGAGUACUUCUGAAGAGGAACAGAAUCUUAAUUCUGGAUGAGGCAACGGCUUCCAUUGACUCAGCUACAGAUUCCACUUUGCAGAAAAUCAUCAGAGAAGAAUUUUGCAAUUGCACAGUCAUCACUGUUGCUCAUCGUGUUCCCACUGUCAUAGACAGCGAUAUGGUCCUCCUCCUCUCUUUUGGUAAGCUCUUCCCNGGACAACGCCAACUGUUCUGCCUCGGAAGAGUACUUCUGAAGAGGAACAGAAUCUUAAUUCUGGAUGAGGCAACGGCUUCCAUUGACUCAGCUACAGAUUCCACUUUGCAGAAAAUCAUCAGAGAAGAAUUUUGCAAUUGCACAGUCAUCACUGUUGCUCAUCGUGUUCCCACUGUCAUAGACAGCGAUAUGGUCCUCCUCCUCUCUUUUGGGAAGCUCGUUGAAUAUGAUGAGCCUUCAAAGCUUAUGGGAAUUAAUUCUUCAUUCUCAAAACUGGUAGCUGAAUAUUGGUCCAGCUGCAGAAGGAAUUCCCAGGAGGAGCUCAACCACUGAGAUCGAUACUAUUUAAGAUGGCAGGCUAUAAUAAUAUGCCAAAAGACCAAAGAGAAAAUAGAACAUGUUGAUUUACUUUGGAGGUACCAAUGAAAUCACUAUGUAUUUAGUCUGCCUUGUAUACAGCAUAAACCAUUAUAAGGUUUUAUUAUCAUUAACAAAUUUGGGAGAAACUGGUCAGGACUUGGCUACAAAUGCUACUAAUUAAUCAACACUCUAAUUCUCAGAUUGAAGAAGCAAGAAAGAUGACAAAAUAAAUAUCAUAUUCAUAUUCAUAUUCCACCUGCUCCCUUCAUGAACCACAUCAACCUUAAAAAGUUUCGCCAUGAAUAUUCUUCAGAUCCAAGAUGUCCAACCAUUGUUUCUGCAUCCAUUACAGUCUGCUCAGGAUCUA
Cuscuta campestris is the source of this 5570-nucleotide messenger RNA. The record is from the annotation of a GenBank genome assembly. Lineage: Eukaryota; Viridiplantae; Streptophyta; Magnoliopsida; Solanales; Convolvulaceae.